GCAAUGGAUUUGUGUCUAAAUGUGAGACACAUUUGCAAACACUUUCACUGCCAAUAGGACUACAAUUUCUAUGUCAAACAUAACGUUAGCGUAACGUUAAGUCAUAUAACAAACAUAUCAAUCAACAACUUAGACAACACCUGUUUGAUCAUACAUUAGGGGUUCGGUUGAGUUAAAUGGUUAGACAGUAGGAGAGGUAUGAUUGCAAGCGAUGGCAAUACAAGUGCUGUUAAUGACAGCGACAGCGGAGUGGGUCAGUGCACACAAUCUACAGUUUGCGGUAAAAGUGUUGUUAAAAACCGAUAUAAGGAGUACUUCAUUGAAGACGGACCACGAGUUUCGUGGAGUCAGUAUCACUGGAUUCAAGCGGUUAGACAUCGAUUGAAUGAUAAACAAUAUUAUUUGAAAAUUAUUGAUUUAUACGGUUUGGCCGCAUAUGUGACACAACGUGUUAAUGAUAUACAAAUGCAAACAGUAGUCGACUGUACUUUAGAUUGGAUUAAACGGACGAUAAAAAGUCAACACUAUUUUGUCAAUCUAUGGAUUGAGAGGAAUGACAGACAACAAGACUAUCUGUAUAUUCAGAUGAAGAAGUGUGACUACAAACUAUCAAAGGUCUGGAAUAUUAUUAGACGACUAUUUAAUCGUCCGUACGGUCAGUCUAUGUCAUUGAUUGAACUGAGACUACGGUUACUCCUGUUUUAUAAAGUGGCCGAAUGUGUGUCUCAUCUAAACACAGAAUAUUCAUUUCACGGUAAACUCAGUGCCAAACAUAUAUUGUUUGACAUAAAUGAUAACGAGUUAUCAAUCCGUGGCUUCCCUUAUAUCUUCCACAUUAACAAUCAAAGAGUUAUAGUACUCGACAACUGUAUAGAUCUAUAUAAGACAUCCGAAGCCAUCACUGGCACAGAUAUGUUGAAAUUAGAUGCACACUCUUUGGGACUGAUUUUGGCACAAACUCUUGAAUUGCAUGAAUUGUAUGUAUGUUGUUGUGGUAUUCAAAAUAUAAGUCAAUUAAAUGACAAUCAUAAUCCGUAUAUCUCUGAAACCAUGCAUUUAACAAACUGUUAUCAAUUGACUGGCACACAGUUGAACCGUGCAAAGCAACUAAUGGGUAAAGCAAUUGAUUUAGUUAGAGGACUAACUGAUCCACGUUUUGACCAAAGAUUUGAUAGCAAAAAAGCGCUCAAAUGUAUCGAUGAGCUAAAUAUCGACUUUAAAAGUGUGUUGACUGACACAGACUUCAUAACAGCUAUCAAACAAAACAAUUAUCAUUUUUUUGAACACUUUGUUCGCAAUUCAGUCAAAAACCAAGCCGUGGACCACAACACCCAACAAAUGUCAAAUAAGGCCACAAAUGACGAACCCGUGACCGCUGUCACUGACGCUCAAUCAUCCCGUACUUCGGAUCGUAAGCGUACUCUUGGAGAUGAGUCCAUCAGUACUUACGAUAAAAAUUCAACAAAAAAUCAACGUUUCAUUUAAAUACCUGCCAUUUAAAGAGCUUUUACAGGAUUUUUUGUUUUUUGCUUAACUUUAAAUUGAUUUUUUGUUUGAAACAUUUUAGUUUAAUUUAAACAAUAAUUAAUUAUAUAACA
Molecule: messenger RNA, 1598 nt
Organism: Oppia nitens
Lineage: Eukaryota; Metazoa; Arthropoda; Arachnida; Sarcoptiformes; Oppiidae
Exons: 5
Coding region: 199-1485 (428 amino acids)
Source: RefSeq, a predicted model, not a curated record